Molecule: messenger RNA, 1690 nt
Organism: Exophiala viscosa
Lineage: Eukaryota; Fungi; Ascomycota; Eurotiomycetes; Chaetothyriales; Herpotrichiellaceae
Product: tubulin domain-containing protein
Exons: 2
Coding region: 1-1563 (520 amino acids)
Biological process (GO): mitochondrion organization
Cellular component (GO): cytoplasm; mitochondrion
Source: RefSeq, a predicted model, not a curated record
AUGCACGAGAUUGUGACGGUCCAAUGCGGUCAGAAGAGUAAUUACCUUGCAACUCAUUUCUGGAAUACGCAGGAGUCCUACUUCACGUACUCAGAGAAUGAAGAGUCGGUAGUUGACCACGAUGUGCACUUCCGGCCGGGUAUAGGUGCGGACGGACACGAAACAUUCACACCACGAACGGUCAUAUACGAUCUCAAGGGAGGGUUUGGUACCCUGCGGAAAUUCAACGCCCUCUAUGAAGACCGCGGAGAAACAGCCCCCGUACACGGGCUCUGGGAUGGCACGCUUGCGAGACAGCAUGAACCGCCCAUCGCACCGACAGAUUACCAGAGAAGGCUCGAGCAGGGUCUUCCUACCAGCCAGCUGCACGACCCGGAUGUGAGAUUCUGGUCCGAUUUCAAUCGAGUCUUCUACCAUCCCAAAUCCAUCGUCCAGUUGAACGAAUAUGAACUGAAUUCGCAACUCAUGCCUUUCAACGACUGGUCCGCGGGUGAAGAAUUGUUCCAGAAUCUUGACAGGGAGUUCGAUCUUCUUGACAGAGACAUCAGAACCUUUGCCGAAGAAUGCGACCAUAUGCAAGGCUUUCAGCUUUUCAGUGGGGUUGACGACGCCUGGGGUGGCUUUGCAGCGAAAUAUCUCGACAACCUCCGAGACGAAUAUGGCAAGACAAGCAUUUGGGUCUGGGGACUCGAGGAUCGUACGACGGUCACCAGAGAACGGCGUCUGGCGAGAGCAUGUAACUCGGCGCAAUCGUUGCGAGCGAUUAGUCAGCAAGCGUCGGCGUACAUACGGCUUGCUGCACCACCAUCGCGCUUACCUCAGUAUAUCAACUUAUUGAAUGGUACUGCUUGGAGGACCUCGGCGUUACUCUGCGCAGGUCUUGAAACCAUUACUCUGCCGACAAGGUUGCGACCUGACGCGCACAAACGAAGCUUGCUAAGCUUGUUGGAAGACACGCUGAAUACUAGCGGUAGGCAAAACCUGUUCGAAUUGCAAGCGAGUGCCGGGCACCUGACAUCGCAAACCAACGGUCAUACGAAUGGCGCAAUUCGUGAACCAAAUGGGAGGAUGGCCAGUGGACAGGAUGAAGCCUCGGAUUUGCAGCCAGAACCAUCGCGAUUUGAUAUCACGUACAUGCCUGGGGUGGAUGGCGAAAGUCAUGCAGCCAAAAAGUCUCUCCACAUCUUCGCCAAAGUGGAAAGCGAGCGUGGUGCAGGCUACGACAACUUAUCGCCAAGUCUGACCCCAGAGGAGCGACUUCAACGAAGACUGAACGAGGAAAGUGUGGUUGAAAGAUUUCAGUCCGACCUUAGGUUUCCUCUACUGGAUACUUUCCCACACGACCUUGUCGAAGCGACCCGGCUGGGCAAGGAUGGACUGGAUUUCUCCGCAGCCCUGGUCAGCAGCUCGGCGAUGAAGUACAGAGCUCUCCAGUUGAGGGACACCACGAUGCGUAUGAUGCCACUGACCGAAAGAGAAAAUCAUUACAAUGAGCUUACCCAGAUAUCGAGUCACUAUGGCAAUGGCUGGGACUCUGAUGUCGAUGAUUACGACGAUGAAUGACGAGGCACGAUACAUCUACGCGGCAGUCCUCGUACGACAGUAAGGAAAGACACUCGCACCCACAUCAGAAGUCGCCGGUGGACCAGUGACCGGUGUACAGCGUUCUGUUUUUAAGGCCUCGCCUUCC